AGUACGUAUUUGUCGUAAGUCAACUACGCAGGGCAGCAGCUGUCACUCAAAGGGCAUUUAAAUGGCUGCACUGUACAUUACUGCAUAUCGUACAGUACGAAAACAAUGAUAUGGCUACCAGUAUACCUCAUAGCGUAACCGAGCGUCUUUGCUCUUACUGCAGCGACUGUUUUGCGGAUUAAUACCGAAGAAGCAUAUAUAUUUUUUUCUUAUCCAGCAUUAACACCGUUGGCAUAAAUUGCUUUAAAAUGAGCGAGGAGGAAGAGAGUUUGCAGAAAACGAAACAGGGCUUUGAAGACCUCUGCCGAGCCCUUAAUAUGGACGAGGAGGCGCGCAGCGAAGCAUGGAAAAAUUAUGAAAAUAUUAAUAAAAAUUACACCCUAGAGGGCAGUGAAUUGCACUGGCUCGCCUGUGGCCUGUACGUUGCCUGCAGGACAUCAGUCCCGACUGUGGGUAAGGGCACGUCUGAGGGCAACUAUGUGUCCCUGACCAAGAUCCUCCGCUGCUCAGGGCUCAGCCUUAUCGAGUUCUUUAACAAGAUGAGAAAGUGGCACGACAUGGCCAGCCUGCCACCUGAAUUCCGGCAGCGGACAGACAAGCUGGAGAGGAACUUCACUGUGUCGGCGGUCAUCUUCAAGAAGUACAUCCCAAUCUUCCAGGACAUCUUCAAGCCUCCUUCCGAUGACCCCCCCAGGGUUCAGAGGGGACGCAAACAGCGACGACAUCCCUGCACCGUGACAGAAGUCUUUAACUUCUGCUGGACCCUGUUUGUGCAUGCUAAAGGGAACUUCCCCAUGAUCAGCGAUGACCUGGUGAACUCCUACCAUUUGCUGCUGUGUGCACUGGACCUGGUCUACUGCAACGCUCUGCUCUGCUCCAGCCGCAAGGAGCUGCUCAACCCCACCUUUAAAGGUCUCCCCGAGGACUUCGGCACCAAGGACUUCAGACCAGGUCUGGGCUCACUCUGCUUCAUCGAGCAGCUGUGCCAGCUUCACGAUGGCCUGGUGCUGGAGGCCAAGGGUGUGAAGGAGCACUUCUGGAAGCCCUUCAUCCGGAAACUCUUCGAUAAGAAGGUUCUCAAGGGAAAAGAUGAAAGCCUGACUGGCUUCCUGGACCCGGCAAAUUUCGGAGACAGUCUUGCCUCUUUGGGCCGGGUAUACGAAGAGCACGUGCUGUCUACGGGCAGCCUGGACGAGAGGGUUUUCCUGGGUGAAGGUGCCAGCGAGGAGAUUGGCACGCCGGGACCCUGUCUCUGCUCAGGCGGCAUAGAGGACAUGGAGAAGCCCACACACAAGCCGCAGGGCGCUGCGCCGUCUGUCCGCGUGGCCACACCCCUGACCGGCCGCAAGUGUGAGCCGGAUGGUGGCGGGGGCACGCCUGUCUCCACGGCGACGCAGAGCGUGGGUCGCCUGCAUGGCCUGCUGUCGGGAAUGAGACAGGGCCCCAGCGAGAGGCUGGCCCAGACCCUCAGGGCAUGUACCAGAGACCCCAGCGAGGCCAUUGCCUGCAGGCUAAGGGAUAUGUGUGAGCAGUUCUGCCAGCAAUAUCAAGGGAACAGCGAAGAGAGCACCAGCCUGGCCCAAGAAAUCGGGGCAAAGUACUUCCGUCUGGCUGAGGCUCUAUACUACAAAAUUCUGGAGUCUGUCAUCGACCAAGAGAAGAGGAGGCUGGGUGACUGUGACCUCUCUGGAAUUUUGGAACAGGACGUGUUUCAUCGCUCUCUGCUCGCCUGCUGCUUGGAGAUCGUCAUCUUCUCUUAUCGCCCGCCAGGAGAGUUCCCCCGAGUCAUUGAGAUCUUUGACUUGCCACCAUAUCACUUUUAUAAGGUGAUUGAGGUACUGGUGAGGACAGAAGAGGGUCUGUUCCGGGAGGUGGUCAAACACCUUAACCGUGUGGAGGAGCAGGUUCUGGAGAGCUUGGCCUGGAGGAGUGGGUCCCCACUCUGGGACAGCAUCCGGGGGGCCAAGUACCGCGUGCCCACCUGCCAGGAGGUCAUGCCCCCCCAGCACUUUGAGAGCGCAGAUGGGGCCACGGCUGGCAGUCCCCUCACCCCAAGCCAAGCGAACGAGUCUCGGACCAACACUGGCGGGCCCACCAGGGGUGUGCUGGCAUCCCCUGCUACCCUCCAUGGCCGUUACGGAUCUCCGCCCACAGGCUCGGCCCGCCGCCGCCUCUUCCCGGACGGCGAGGCUCCCUCAGAUCCUGCCACGCCCGUCAGGGUGCCCCAGUCACCCCUCAUCAGCACCAUCGCAGCAGGCCAGACGGUGGUCACCAUGGCAACGGCAACCGUCACGGCCAACAACGGCCAGACAGUCACCAUACCUGUACAGGGGAUUGCCAAUGAAAAUGGAGGCAUCACGUUCAUCCCGGUGCAGGUGAGUGUGACCGGGCAGGGUGGAGGGACCCUGCAGCCCCUCACCGCACAGGCCCUAGCCGGGACCCUCACCGCGCAGCAGAUUGCCGGCGUCACCUCCCCGGCCACAGCCCAGGGCAGCCCCUCUGCAGGACAGCAAGCCAAGAAGGCGGAGCCUCAGAGCUCAGGCACCAGCAAACCCCCCAAAACCGGCUCCCUCUCGCUCUUCUUUCGUAAGGUGUACCACCUGGCAAGCAUGCGCCUCCGAGACAUGUGCGUCAAGCUGGACAUCUCAUCCGAGCUGCGUCGGAAGAUCUGGACAUGCUUCGAAUACUCGCUGGUGCACUGCACAGAUCUCAUGCUGGACCGCCACCUGGACCAGCUUCUCAUGUGUGCCAUCUACAUCACGGCCAAGGUGACCAAGGAGGACCAGUCCUUUCAGAACAUAAUGAGGUGCUACAGGACGCAGCCGCAGGCCAACAGCAGCGUGUACAGAAGUGUCCUGAUCUCAGGAAGGAGCAGGAGUCACUCUGGGAGCAGUGAACACGAGGGGCGUCAGACGUCUCCAGGCGAGAGCAGCGCACGAGAUCACAAUGGCAGUCCUGUGCCCGUGCGUUCCAGCAGCACGCUGCCCGUCCCCCGGCCUGAGAGCGCCCCUGCAACGCCUGCGCGACUCACUGGUGCCCCCACAGGGGCUCAGGAGGAAGAGGAGCAGGGCGAUCUCAUCAGCUUCUACAACAGAGUCUACGUCAAACAGAUGCGCAGUUUCGCGCUGCGCUACUCCAGUGGCUCGUUGGCCACACAAGGGGCGGAGGCUCCGCCUCUGUCCCCGUACCCCUCCCUGAGGACGGGGUCCCCGCGCCGGGUGCUCCUGUCCCACAAUUACUCCAUCUACAUCUCCCCCCACAAGAAUGACAGCCCUCUGUCCCCCCGAGACAAGAUCUUCUACUAUAUCAGCACCAGCCCGUCCAAGCGACUGCGUGAGAUCAACAGCAUGAUCAAGACUGGGGAGACACCCACCAAGAAGCGCAGCAUGGCGCUGGAAGAUGGAGGGGGACUGUCGCCCGCCAAGCGGCUGUGCCAGGAGAACCAGACGGCCCUGUUACGCAGGCUGCAGGACGUGGCCAACGACCGCGGCUCCCACUGAGGCUCCCCUCAGAUCAGCAGGCCUCCCGCUCAGCAGCCAUCCCACCCAUCAUGAGUGGAAAUCUGAAUCUGAUCCGGGAUCAGAGGUUAAGGAUGAGACGCCACAAUCAUGCCAGCAACUCCAGCAUCAUAAAUGGAGUCAAAGUUUUAUGGGUCAGAAUUUGCAGUGUUUGGCAUAGAUGUAGGAUUGAUGUCUUUCAGACGUCACUCUGCGACUGAGGUGAAUAAAGUAGCCUGGGCUGUGUGUGUGUGUCUCGGGGGGGGCACCCAGCUCAGACGUAAAGCAGGGAAUCACUUCCUAAAUCCAAGCACAGUUUUUUUUCCCAAGUCCGGGAUGGGCUACCCUGUUAAAAAGUACCAAGCAGGGUGUUUUAGUGCGGAAUGAUAUCUUUUUUUAGAGAGAGAGAAAAAGAUGUUACACAGGACAGAUUUUAGGUGAUUACAUUCUAGACUUUGACUGAUUUAUAUGAGAUAGUUUUAUUACCACAUGCUAUUUUUACUAACUACCGCCAUUUUAGAUAACUUCCCUUAAACGUGCAUCGCUCCUUUACAGCAGCACGCCCUCGCCUUCCUCUCAGCCCUGCCCGGUACCCAACGUCUAAUGACCGUUGCCUGUGUUUGAAAACAGAAUCACUCGGUUUUCUGUGCCUGGCAAACUCCUUCAGAACUGUACAUAUCUGUAAAUAAGAUUAAUUUUAGUCGUUGGUAUAAUUGCGAAGUGCCUUUCAGUUGAUUUCUGUUGGAUUUUGCUUUUAUCCAUUUUAAGUAUUUUGCCUUAUUAACUUAAUGCACAAGCUGUUUGACUCAAAACACUUCUGUUCAGCUUCCCCCCCCCCCCCCCCCGACAAUAAAAAAAUACAAACUUUUUAUUAUUUUUGAACAUACACCUACAAUAACAGCCCUGCUUUUACUCAUGAAAAAUAAUUUUAACCAUACUUUACUCAUACACUGUUUCAGCUGAAGUGCCUUAGAAAUUAUAUAUGUGUGUGUGUGUGUGUGUGUGCGCGUGUUUUAUUCAUGUAUGUAUAUAUGUAUGUCUAAUUUUAUCCAACCACCUAUCUUCCAAUACCUUAUCCUGGCCAACAUCACAUUAUAUAUAUUUCCAUUUCCAUCUAUUACCAUUUCAAUCUUUUUGCCACUUACACAGAGUGUGGUGGUGGGGAGGGGCGUCUGUGGCCAGGUCAUAAGGCUGGGGCACACCCUGGGUGGGAAGGUUUUUAUUAUUCUUUUUAAUGCUUUCUAUUUUGCACCUGUACGAUAUGAAUCACGCCAACUUCAGCCAGUUGAUACUACUGUCCACCAGAUGGCGCUCAUGCCACAUUACCCAAGACAAACGAGAGUGUCAAGGGAGCUGCAGUGAAAUAUUCAACGAUAUUCUGUGUACUAAUGGGCUUAACAUUACUGUUUAGUUUUGAUAUAAAUCUAUUUUCUAAAUAGAAAA
Messenger RNA from Brienomyrus brachyistius, 4940 nucleotides. It is a transcript of the gene rbl2, whose product is annotated as retinoblastoma-like 2 (p130). Gene Ontology annotation, biological process: regulation of transcription by RNA polymerase II; cell differentiation; negative regulation of G1/S transition of mitotic cell cycle. The coding region runs from base 249 to 3500 and encodes 1083 amino acids. The transcript has 22 exons. The record is from RefSeq and is a predicted model, not a curated record. Lineage: Eukaryota; Metazoa; Chordata; Actinopteri; Osteoglossiformes; Mormyridae. Gene Ontology annotation, molecular function: RNA polymerase II transcription regulatory region sequence-specific DNA binding. Gene Ontology annotation, cellular component: transcription regulator complex; chromatin; nucleus.